UCGAGGCACCAAAAAUGGAAAGAAAAGAAACAAAAAAACUAACUGGAGAACCAGAAGAGUGACGGUUGACGCAUUGAUUGAUUCGACUAGGAAAAGUUGAAGACGAAGAACGGCAGCUAAUGGUUGAUCUCGUUUCUUCAAUUGAUCAAUUUUCUUCUUGUUCUUGAUGCCUAGAAUCUUGAUCAGAAGAGAAUCAUGAAUUUUCUCACCGGAGCUUUUAAGCCGCCGUGUAGCAUCUCAAUUCUGUUCGCCGAUGCAAAAACUCGUAAGCAGGUUCCGUUGAAGAAGGAGAAUGGAAAAACAGUUAUGGUUCCUCUCUUUCACAGUCAAGAAAACAUUGUUGGAGAGGUUGUUUUAGAACCAGCACAGGGAAAGAAGCUUGAACAUACGGGUGUUAAAAUCGAGCUGCUUGGUCAGAUAGAAUUGUACUUCGACCGAGGCAACUUCUAUGAUUUUACAUCUCUAGUUCGUGAACUUGAUAUUCCCGGUGAGUUAUAUGAAAGAAAAUCAUAUCCGUUCGAAUUUUCUACAGUUGAAAUGCCAUAUGAGUCUUACAAUGGAGUCAACGUGAGACUUAGGUAUAUAUUAAAAGUGACUGUCAGUCGAAACUAUGUCAGCAACAUUGUAGAGUACCAAGAAUUUGUGGUUCGUAACUACUCUCCUCUGCCAUCAGUCAAUAACAGCAUUAAGAUGGAAGUAGGAAUUGAGGAUUGUCUUCAUAUCGAAUUUGAGUACAGUAAAACCAAGUACCAUUUGAAAGAUGUCAUCAUUGGAAAAAUUUAUUUUCUUCUGGUGAGAAUUAAGAUAAAAAAUAUGGAACUUGAGAUCAGGCGCCGUGAGUCGACAGGAUCAGGGCCAAAUACAUAUGUUGAGACUGAAACACUUGCAAAAUUUGAGGUGAUGGACGGCGCUCCUGUCAGAGGAGAAUCAAUUCCAGUCAGAUUGUUUCUUAGUCCGUAUGAGUUGACACCCACAUAUCGGAACAUCAACAACAAAUAUAGUGUGAAGUACUACUUGAACCUUGUUUUAGUUGACGAAGAGGAUAGACGGUAUUUUAAGCAACAAGAAAUCACAAUUUAUCGGCUUGAAGAUUCAUGAUCAUCUGUUACGACUUACGAGCAACUAAGACUGCUUAAUUUGAGAGAAAAAAAAAACAGUGUGUUUAUGACGGUGUUUGGAGAUUUUGUUUAUCAUCUUGAAUAGCUUAAAGUGGGGUUUCUGGUGAAUUAUUUAUUCGAUUUGCGGGUUCUGUCAAUCUCGCUCUUGUUCUUGAUUAAUGCUGUACCCUUAGAGGACAAGAAACUGACUAAUGGUUUAUAUUUCUCAACAUCUCUUGAAUAUUUUUUUUGAUUUCUGUUAAAUAUAAGUAUCAAUUCAGGUUUUCAUCA
Mercurialis annua (annual mercury) is the source of this 1388-nucleotide messenger RNA. Its product is annotated as vacuolar protein sorting-associated protein 26B-like. Bases 196 to 1098 code for a protein of 300 amino acids. Gene Ontology annotation, biological process: intracellular protein transport; retrograde transport, endosome to Golgi. The record is from RefSeq and is a predicted model, not a curated record. Lineage: Eukaryota; Viridiplantae; Streptophyta; Magnoliopsida; Malpighiales; Euphorbiaceae. Gene Ontology annotation, cellular component: retromer complex; endosome. The transcript has 11 exons.